UGCACUUUGCAGACGGUCCCUGCGCUGUCGCCACAGCUGUAUGUAGAUACCUGUCCGCUCGUCUGGAUGAAAACAGCCUGUGGCCGCUUGUCUUUGGAACCACGGUGGGAAAGAGUUCCUGCUUCAGCGAGCUGCAGUCAGUCCAACAUGUCCUCCUCCCUCCACGACUCCGCAGAGAGAUUCAUCGAAUAUGUGAGAACUUCUGAGAGAAUCAGCGUGAAGGAGCUUCGAGUCAUCUACCAUGAGUUUCAAGAAAGAGAAGCAUCCUGUCACCACAACUUCAACAAAGUCCUCUCUGCUCUGAGGAGUUCCAACAAAGUCUGCAUUAGAAACGACAUCAUCUCCAUAAUAGAUGGAGCUCAGCCCAGAGAUUACUGUGACCAGUGGCGGAGGCCCCGGGCCCCUUGGCUGGAGAGCCCCAGCUGUGGCCCUGAGGAACAAGCUGCACCCUCCCCUGGCCCCUCCACCCCUUUGGCCCCCACGCUGAUCUCCAAGAAACAGCUGGCCUCAAGGGUCCUGAAGGAGUUAAAAGAUAACAGGAAAAACCUGAUGGCUGACAAAAAGGGCAUCGAGAUCACCUCAAACCCUGAGUCACGCGACGGCAAGGUUCAGUACAUCAUGGAAACUCUCAGAGACUAUGUCCUCAGGUUCCACAUUGAAAACAAGGGCCUAGACGCCGUCAACUUCACCUUCUACACUCCCCUGCACAGGAUCCGCUGCUUCACUCUGGAGGACGAGAGGAAAAUGACCAGAGCCUGUCCCGUCUUCCUCAGUCCUGGAGAAAGUUAUGAAGUUGUGGCUCGGUACAAGCUGCAUUAUCAUGGAUAUUUCUCUUCCAUGAUUUACUUCGAGUUCUUGCCAGUUGAUACCGAAUCUGAGUCUGAGCCCUUCUCCAUCGUGAGGGAGAUGGUCGCUGAUGCCAGGACCCCUCUGGCUGCGGAGCUGGGGCCUGUGGCUCCUUACAAACCACGUCGGGGGAAGUUCGCACACAAGCCGGUUGCAACCAAGGUAGUGGAGGGAGAGCUUCCUGAGAGACUCUUUUUGCAGAAUCUAAAGAAUCUAAAAACAGUUAAAUUAGGAGACUUCAAGUACCCUCAUUACCUAAAGAUACUGGCUAAACAUAACCUGGAGGACUCCGAGAACCUCUCUGCAGCUGCCAGAUCGAAACUGAAAACAGUGAAGACCCACCUCAAGGGUCCCCUGGAGAUGAAAAACUACCGUCAACGGUUUAACCUCCUGCUGCACCUGGAAGAGAUGCAGAUGGAGGUGGAAAUCAGGAAGUACGACCUCCACAAUCAAACCCUAACUCAGGACCAAAGCAACGGAAAGCUGCUUGCACUCGAAGUUCCUGGUGUUGCUGAGAAUCGUCCAUCUGUACUUCGUGGAGACUGCCUGAGGCUGUCCAAAUCUGGGGACACAUCAAAGCCACUCACUGUUUACACUGGAUACGUUCACAAAGUCGAGCUGGAUAGUGUGAAACUGGCCUUCUCUAAGCAGCUGUUGGAGUUAUUUAACAGCAACAUGAAGUUUGAUGUGGAGUUUACUGUCAAUCGUUACCUUUUGAAGCUGCAGCAUCGGGCGGUGGACUUGGCAGCUGAAUAUAAUCUGGAAGACAUGCUGUUCCCAUCUGGUGCAGCGACUAAUCCCUCCCUGCCUAUACUCAGGAUGUUCAACUGUGAUCUGGAAGAAAACCCGGAGCAACGUGCUGCAGUCCAGCACAUUGUAGCCGGAUCGUCUAAACCAGCUCCUUAUCUUGUGUUCGGGCCUCCUGGAACUGGAAAGACAAGCACUCUGGUUGAAGCUAUGUACCAGGUUAUCAUUGCAGAUCCAUCAGCCCACAUCCUGGCUUGUGCACCUUCAAACAGUGCAUGUGACUUCCUGUGGGAGAGACUGAUGGUGCCCAUGGGUCAUCAAAAGGUUUACCGCAUGUACGCCAACAGCCGAGACCCUAGGAGUGUCCCCAAGCACCUGCUGGAAUAUUGUAACUGGGAUGAGAAACAGCAAGAAUUUGUGUUUCCAGGGACUGAAAUUCUGAUGAAUUUUAAAAUCUUAGUCACAACUAUGUACACAGCUGGCAAACUCGUGUCUAGAGGAAUCCCAAUGACUCAUUUCACUCAUGUGUUUGUGGAUGAAGGAGGCCAGGCGGUGGAGCCAGAAUGUGUCAUUGCUGUUGCAGGUCUGCUCGACUCAAAGGAGGGUCAGUUGGUGCUGGCAGGAGACCCCAUGCAGCUGGGACCCAUCAUUCGGUCUCCUCUUGCAUUGCAUCAUGGACUCGGACUUUCUCUGCUGGAGAGGCUAAUGAAAUAUAACGAUCUAUACAAGACAAGUAAAAACCCCCGCUUCGUCACCAAACUGCUGAGAAAUUACAGGUCUCACGCUGCCAUUCUGAAAAUCCCCAAUGAGCUCUUCUAUGACAACGAAGUGCAAGAGUUUGCUGACAAGCGGGACCGUGAGAUGUACUGCAACUGGGAAUACCUCCCGAAAAAGGGUUUCCCAGUGAUCUUCCACGGGGUGAUUGGGAAAGACGAGAGAGAGGCCAACAGUCCAUCUUUCUUCAACGUGUCUGAGAUUGAAGUUCUGGUCGACUACCUCACCAAGCUGAUGGAAACGCAAGAAAGGAACGGUCUCCCCAAACUCACUGCGAAACACAUCGGCAUCAUCGUCCCCUACAGGAAACAAGUUGAGAAAAUCCAAAAAGCCCUGAAGUCUGCCCCAGCACUGCGUCAGUGGAGUGAAGUCAAAGAGAUCAAGGUGGGGUGUGUGGAGGAGUUUCAGGGAGAAGAGAGGAAGAUCAUCAUGGUGUCGACUGUCCGCAGCAGCAUCGACUAUGUCAAGAUGGACAAAGAUUUCAACAUCGGAUUCUUGUCAAAUGAAAAGAGGUUCAAUGUGGCUGUGACGAGAGCCAGUUCUCUGCUGAUUGUUGUGGGAAACCCUGUGAUCCUCAACAAGGACCCCACCUGGGAGAAGUUCAUCAGCUACUGUGUGAAGGAGAAGGGUUACACUGGAUUUGACUUGAAGGAUGUAGAGAGCGAGGAUGAUGUUGUGUUUACACUUGCAAGUCUGAAGAUCUGUGUGGAUUCUAAACUUUAGUUUAUCUGUAAUCUUUUGAAAAAAGGCUUAUACAACUUGCACAAAGCGGAGAAAUGAAACAUGUGCCCUUUCUGCCUGUGUGUCAGGUCCUUUCACAGAGGAGAGCCCCCUCCAGCAGGACCCACAGUGGAUAAAGCAUUAAAAUGAAUCCACAAAACCAUCUGCAGUGACAUCCCACACUCCUAAUACACAUUCAUAUACAUUAAUGCCAAUAAACAGUAUUACAGAAUUAACCACACUUGCAUCAAUUAUUUAGGAAUAUAUAUACAUAUACUUCACUGACCUUUCUAUCAACAGUUUUGCAUAUUUUGAUGACACCAUUCUGUUUUACAUUUUAAUGCCAAAGUGAAUCAAUGAAUCUGGUGUUUGACUUUUCUGUCUUUGUCUCACGUGACUUAUAUAAAGACCCUGGGUAUUCAAAUAAAAGUGAGUUCGAUUACCUUUAACAAACAAUUGUUACACAAAUCCAAAUGUGACGUCUCUGUCUUCUACAAAGAACUGACCAAGCAUGGCGAGUCGCUCUUGUCUCAAAAAUAGUUUAUUAACAAUGUUCAUGUUCACUUCAGAUCAAACAAUCACUACAACACUUUCCUGUUUACAAAGCAUUUUCACACUGAGCUAAAAAUCUGGAUCCUUUAUCGUUUCAAAUACUUCCAGAGAAAGAAAGAAAAGUUACAACACUGAGCAGAAGCUGUUCCCAAAGACGAUGCUGCUUUAGUAUGAGUGUGUGUGUGUGUGUACUUUAAAGACCCAUCUUUUUCUCAUGCAUGCAACAACAUUGUAAGACCAACUUUUGAAAUAGUGGCGUAACAUAAUCUGCACACAGAUACACACAGCAGUAUAGUACAUGCUCUUUGUGAUAUGUUCGACACCAUGUUCAACCUUCUGCUCCUCUAAGGGAAUGCUCUCAUCACGUAUUAAUCUUGUUGACAUCCGAGAACAUCAUGCCACAACUAGAACACACAUAACUCGAAGCUUCAUUGAUAAAACUCUUUAAUCGAAAUCGUCUGAAUCUGUUGAAUCUUGUCUCAGUGUGCUGUUUGUUGUCGCAAUGAGUUAAAAUAAAGCCCCCACCCUUUAAAGGUUUGAGGUAACAACAUCAUAUGGUGCUUGUGUGCGACUGUAACCAAUGCCCCCUCUCUUCUUCAUCUAAAAAAUAAAAAAUAACAAUACACCUCGGCUGGGCCAUGGAAAAAUCAGUUAUACCUUAUGUGCUUGUGGCCAGUAGAGGGUAUGAAGUUGUAUUUUACAUCAUAACA
This is a messenger RNA of Paralichthys olivaceus (Japanese flounder), 4349 nucleotides long. It is a transcript of the gene mov10a, whose product is annotated as Mov10 RNA helicase a. Gene Ontology annotation, cellular component: cytosol; P granule. NCBI's taxonomy places the organism in Eukaryota, Metazoa, Chordata, Actinopteri, Pleuronectiformes, Paralichthyidae. Gene Ontology annotation, molecular function: 5'-3' RNA helicase activity; RNA binding. The record is from RefSeq and is a predicted model, not a curated record. Gene Ontology annotation, biological process: regulatory ncRNA-mediated post-transcriptional gene silencing.